AUGCAUUGCUUUAAACAAAUACAAAACAUGCCAUUACUUUCUUCUUUAUUUCGUAACAUUAUGUCAUCGACAUUUUCCUGUGUUUCAUGCCAAAAUAAACGAAGCAAAAACUAUCGCCAUGGUUUAGAAUCUAAUCAUAAUUCGCCAAGAAAAAAGAUGCAGAGUGAAAAGAUUGGUAGUACAUUGAUGUUCGAACCAAUGGUAGAACGAAAAAUUCCAUUGUUGGAUACUAAUUCAUUAGAUAGUGAGACUAUUCCAAUUGGUUCGUCUCAUUGUAGUAUUAACACAAUAUCCGUAUCAGCUGAACAACUCAAGAUUGAUUCAAUAUCUGAUACGAAUUCUCUUAAUCUUCAAUCGACAUUGUCUAGAAUACAACCACAUGAUGAAGGGCAUGUUGACGACGAUGAAAUUGAGAAAUUAUUAACAUCCGAUUUCUUUCGAACUAUUUGCAAAAACGGCAAUUUAAUAGUAAACAAACAUCUUUCUAAUUCAUCUAAUCAGUUAACAAUUAGUAAACAAAUUGAGAAACAAGAAUAUGAAGAACACCGGCAAUUACACGGUUCAAAACCAAAUAUCUAUGAAUAUGAAAUAAGGCAACUGGUACCAAAAUCACAUCCUGGUGGAUCACAAGCAUCAAUAAUAUCAGAUGUCAGCGAGAAAAGUUUUUAUUGA
Messenger RNA from Adineta ricciae, 672 nucleotides. Lineage: Eukaryota; Metazoa; Rotifera; Eurotatoria; Adinetida; Adinetidae. The record is from the annotation of a GenBank genome assembly.